Molecule: messenger RNA, 953 nt
Organism: Propithecus coquereli (Coquerel's sifaka)
Lineage: Eukaryota; Metazoa; Chordata; Mammalia; Primates; Indriidae
Gene: DCSTAMP
Product: dendrocyte expressed seven transmembrane protein
Exons: 3
Coding region: 18-869 (283 amino acids)
Cellular component (GO): membrane
Source: RefSeq, a predicted model, not a curated record
GACCGGACACAGGAAGCAUGGGUGUCCGGACCUUAGGCACUGCUAUCUUCCUGAGUCUUUGGGAGACUUAUGUGUGUCCCAGAAGUCCUGGAUGGAUGGACUUUAUCCAGCACUGGGGAGUUUGUUGUUGUGUUGCUUUCAUUUCGGCAGGCCUCCUUUCCGUGGCCUUCUGCUGGUUUCUGUCAUCGGUCGCAGCACUCACCACCUCUUGGAUUAGCAUGUGUGUUCUGCUGUGUUGCUCCAAGCACGCGCGAUGUUUCAUUCUACUCGUCUUUCUCUCCUGUGGCCUGCGUGAGGGCAGGAACGCUUUGAUUGCAGCUGGCACGGGGAUAGUGAUAUUUGGACACGUGGAAAAUAUUUUUCAGAACUUUAAAAGUCUCCUAGACAGUAUGACUUGCAAUCUAAGGGCAAAGAGCUUUUCCAUACAUUUUCCACUUUUGAAAAAAUAUAUUGAGGCAAUUCAGUGGCUUUAUGGCCUUGCCACCCCACUAAGUCUAUUUGAUGACCUUGUUUCUUGGAACCAGACCCUGGCAGUCUCUCUUUUCAGUCCAAGCCACGCCCUGGAGGCACAGCUAAAUGACACCAAAGGGAAAGUCCUGCAUAUCUUGUACCAGAUGACAACUGCAACAGAGGUGGUGUCCUCACUGGGUCAGAAGCUAUUUGCUCUUGCAGGGCUUUUGCUGGUCCUACUUGGCACUGGCCUCUUCAUGAAGCGAUUUUUGGGCACUGGUGGUUGGAAGUAUGAAAACAUUUACAUCACCAGACAAUUUGUUCAGUUUGACGAAAGGGAGAGGCAUCAACAGAGGCCCUGCGUCCUCCCGCUGAACAAGAAGGAAAGGAGGAAAUUCAUUUCUGGCUUCCAGUCUUGAAAUUGCUCAGGAAGAAACAAGGGGAUAUGGCGAGUGAAGGCAAUCCAUGAGAGAUCCUGUGUAGUUUUCAGCCACCCUGCACCA